CGGCCGGGAGUGCCUGGUGAAGAAUGUGAUGGGAUCACUAGCAUGUCUGCGGAGAGCGGCCCUGGGACGAGAUUGAGAAAUCUGCCAGUAAUGGGGGAUGGACUAGAAACUUCCCAAAUGUCUACGACGCAGGCCCAGGCCCAACCUCAGCCAGCCAACGCAGCCAGCACCAACCCCCCGCCCCCAGAGACCUCCAACCCUAACAAGCCCAAGAGGCAGACCAACCAACUGCAAUACCUGCUCAGAGUGGUGCUCAAGACACUAUGGAAACACCAGUUUGCGUGGCCUUUCCAGCAGCCUGUGGAUGCCGUCAAGCUGAACCUCCCUGAUUACUAUAAGAUCAUUAAAACGCCUAUGGAUAUGGGAACAAUAAAGAAGCGCUUGGAAAACAACUAUUACUGGAAUGCUCAGGAAUGUAUCCAGGACUUCAACACUAUGUUUACAAAUUGUUACAUCUACAACAAGCCUGGAGAUGACAUAGUCUUAAUGGCAGAAGCUCUGGAAAAGCUCUUCUUGCAAAAAAUAAAUGAACUACCCACAGAAGAAACCGAGAUCAUGAUAGUCCAGGCGAAAGGAAGAGGACGUGGGAGGAAAGAAGCAGGGACAGCAAAACCUGGCGUUUCCACGGUACCAAACACAACUCAAGCAUCAACUCCUCCGCAGACCCAGACCCCUCAGCCGAAUCCUCCUCCUGUGCAGGCCACGCCUCACCCCUUCCCUGCCGUCACCCCAGACCUCAUCGUCCAGACCCCUGUCAUGACAGUGGUGCCUCCCCAGCCACUGCAGACACCCCCGCCGGUGCCCCCCCAGCCACAACCCCUACCCGCUCCAGCUCCCCAGCCUGUACAGAGCCACCCACCCAUCAUCGCGGCCACCCCACAGCCUGUGAAGACAAAGAAAGGAGUGAAGAGGAAAGCAGACACCACCACCCCCACCACCAUUGACCCCAUUCACGAGCCACCCUCACUGCCCCCGGAGCCCAAGACCACCAAGCUGGGCCAGCGGCGGGAGAGCAGCCGGCCUGUGAAACCUCCAAAGAAGGACGUGCCCGACUCUCAGCAGCACCCAGCACCAGAGAAGAGCAGCAAGGUCUCAGAGCAGCUCAAGUGCUGCAGCGGCAUCCUCAAGGAGAUGUUUGCCAAGAAGCACGCCGCCUAUGCCUGGCCCUUCUACAAGCCUGUGGACGUGGAGGCGCUGGGACUGCACGACUACUGUGACAUCAUCAAGCACCCCAUGGACAUGAGCACAAUCAAGUCUAAACUGGAGGCCCGUGAGUACCGUGAUGCUCAGGAGUUUGGUGCUGACGUCCGAUUGAUGUUCUCCAACUGCUAUAAGUACAACCCUCCUGACCACGAGGUGGUGGCCAUGGCCCGCAAGCUCCAGGAUGUGUUCGAAAUGCGCUUUGCCAAGAUGCCGGAUGAGCCUGAGGAGCCAGUGGUGGCUGUGUCCUCCCCAGCAGUGCCCCCUCCCACCAAGGUUGUGGCCCCGCCCUCCUCCAGCGACAGCAGCAGCGAUAGCUCCUCGGACAGUGACAGUUCGACUGAUGACUCUGAGGAGGAGCGAGCCCAGCGGCUGGCUGAGCUCCAGGAGCAGCUCAAAGCCGUCCACGAGCAGCUUGCAGCCCUUUCUCAGCCCCAGCAGAACAAACCAAAGAAAAAGGAGAAAGACAAGAAGGAAAAGAAAAAAGAAAAGCACAAAAGGAAAGAGGAAGUGGAAGAGAAUAAAAAAAGCAAAGCCAAGGAACCUCCUCCCAAAAAGACAAAGAAAAAUAAUAGCAGCAACAGCAGUGCGAGCAAGAAGGAGCCAGCGCCCAUGAAGAGCAAGCCCCCUCCCACGUAUGAGUCGGAGGAAGAAGACAAGUGCAAGCCUAUGUCCUAUGAGGAGAAGCGGCAGCUCAGCCUGGACAUCAACAAGCUCCCCGGCGAGAAGCUGGGCCGCGUGGUGCACAUCAUCCAGUCACGGGAGCCCUCGCUGAAGAACUCCAACCCCGACGAGAUUGAGAUCGACUUUGAGACCCUGAAGCCGUCCACGCUGCGUGAGCUGGAGCGCUAUGUCACCUCCUGUUUGCGGAAGAAAAGGAAACCUCAAGCUGAGAAAGUUGAUGUGAUUGCCGGCUCCUCCAAGAUGAAGGGCUUCUCGUCCUCAGAGUCGGAGAGCUCCAGUGAGUCCAGCUCCUCUGACAGCGAAGACUCCGAAACAGGUCCUGCCUAAUCAUUGGACACGGACUCUUAAUAAAACGGUCUUCAGUUCCAGAUUCCUUCCCAGCAAGCUAUAGCUUAAGUCCAUUUUCUUCCGUGAAAGGGACAGGACUCCAUCAAGUUAUGGAAUUCCUCAGAGCCCUGGGCCUGUCCCCCGGGGUGGAUUAGUCAUGUCUAGCAGCACAUGCCUAGUCCCGCCUUCGGGAAGGCUGCCUGCCUGGCCAGCAGCCCGGGCCUCCCUGUGUAAAGACUGCCUGGCUGUCCUGCCCAGCCUCCCUGGUCCUCUGGGGUCCUCUGGGUGGGUGGCAUCUCCUGGAGGGUGAUGACAAUCCCCCACACUUGCAUUCAUGUGGUGCUGCUCUGUGUGCAAAGCCAGACCCCAAGUAUGUUUUCUCUCUUUGUCCCAUCCCUCUUUUUCUGGGACUUUGGACCCUAACUACUUCCCUCCUGAACCUCGCAGUGACAUUAGUCCCGGAGAGCUCUUGUUCAGUGUGCGGAAGAACACUCUGACCUCUAGAGCUGUCCCAGAUAAGGAGUGGGAGCUUUAGAGGCAAGGCCUCUAGACCCUGGAAGGCUCAGUGAGGCUCUUCCCACAGCAUGCUUCUCACUGAUACCCUAUAAGGCUCGAGCCACCACUGACUCUGAGCCUUUUGGAGUCUUUCCUCCUCCUCCGUCUCCAUUGUUCCCGUGCAUUUCCAAAAGCUUAAGUUGCCUGGCAGGCAUUUCCCCAGUUUCUUUGGCCUCCCUCUUCUCAAGUCACAUAGGGAAAGUACCUCCUGGAACCAGGCUGCUGUGUGCAGGACCUGCCGGGCAGGCACUGUUGAAGGGCCUUGGGCCCAUCAUUCCCCAACCCCACCUCACCCCACGCACCUCCUCUAGGGGGGCGAAUCUGGGCUGGUGGACCGGAGAGGGUGUCACAGACCCUCAGGGACUGCCCCAUGGACACCUCUGAUUGGUGUUAACAGUGUGAACAUUUUCCCUGUCUUCAGUCACUUAGAGUAACGACAGCCCCUGGGGUUGGGGAGGCGAGGGUGGCCACAUCAUCCAAGCCCUCCCAGAGGCACUAAUAGGCUUUUUUGCUCUAAAAAUAAAUACCGGCCCUUUUUUGGUCACAAAUCCAGCAUCUCAGCAGAAAACUGCCUGACGUGAAAAGUCCCCUAAGAAACUGCGUCUGCGUUUCAGGGGCUCUUCAUUUUUUCUUCUUUUUUAAAGUGUAGAUUGUGGGUGCUUCCUAAAGGCCUGCCUUCUUCUGGAACUGGAAGUGGGCUGUCGCCAUGGGCAAGCCCUCGGGUGCCGGCUCCCCGCCCACAUGGGAGCCCUGGCAGCUCUCCUCAGCUCCCUGGGCUUGAGCAGCUGCAACUGCCCCAGAUUCGCUGUGGAAGCAGGGGCUAGCCUUGGCUUCACCAGAGCCUCCCAGGGCCUGCAUUGAUGCUCAGGAGUUCCUGGGCUGCUCUUGAUCCUCUCUGGGCGUCCAGCUUCCAGUCAAGCUCCGUUUGCCAAACAAACUAUUCUGAGCUGCCCUUUGGCCUGCGCCUGUUGUGUUCCUGUUGCAGCCCCGCCUGGCUGAGAUGGGAGCAGGCGGGAGAGCCUUCAUGCCCAGAUUCCCACAGGACAGUUGUAAUGCUGCUGGCAUUGUCUUUCUGGGAAGGUUCUGCUUUCUUGGACCAAAUGGCAGCCUGGAUUCACAGUGUCAGGCCUGCAUGCUGCCCCUUCCCCUCCCUCCCCCCCCCCCACACACACACACACUGCGCACACACGCACAGUGCACAUGGGCCAUAGCCACAGGCCAGUUCUCCUCCAGGGUCCUUUCAGCCUCACUGUCCAGGGACCCUCUCCUUCUUGCCCAUGGGGCUUCCAUCUGGCAGCGCGCGCUCAGGGCUUGUUGAACUUGAAAGCACGUUAGACUUAAGCUGUCACCUGUGCUUGGUGCCCCAGGAACAGCCAGAGAGGACAGUGCCCACUCACUUCUCGUUGGCAGCCUCCUGUGCAGGAAGUGCCAGCCGGGCCUCAACGCACCAGCUGGCUGUGGGUCCUGAGGAGGAGCGGGAGGCGGCCGCUCAGUGCAGGCGGGGACUCCUCUCCUCUGCCCUGACCUUACCCUCCAUCCUGCCUCCUUUAUUGGAGUGGGGCUGGGGGGUGGGCGGAAUCAGUGUUUUAAUCGGAUUUUUAAAAAACAUUUUAUUUCUUUGUACAAUUACCAUCCUAUGUAAAGAUGAAAUUUGUGUUGAGUUGAAGAUUGUCAUGGAAUAAAGAUCACACCGUACUUGAGGCCAUCUUCAUGUAA
This is a messenger RNA of Piliocolobus tephrosceles (Ugandan red Colobus), 4482 nucleotides long. It is a transcript of the gene BRD4, whose product is annotated as bromodomain containing 4. Bases 43 to 2211 code for a protein of 722 amino acids. Lineage: Eukaryota; Metazoa; Chordata; Mammalia; Primates; Cercopithecidae. Gene Ontology annotation, biological process: chromatin remodeling; regulation of DNA-templated transcription. Gene Ontology annotation, cellular component: chromatin; nucleus. The record is from RefSeq and is a predicted model, not a curated record. The transcript has 13 exons.